This is a messenger RNA of Ceratitis capitata (Mediterranean fruit fly), 3587 nucleotides long. RefSeq names its product protein suppressor of variegation 3-7 (gene Su(var)3-7). NCBI's taxonomy places the organism in Eukaryota, Metazoa, Arthropoda, Insecta, Diptera, Tephritidae. The coding region runs from base 351 to 3110 and encodes 919 amino acids. The record is from RefSeq and is a predicted model, not a curated record. The transcript is spliced from 8 exons. Gene Ontology annotation, molecular function: zinc ion binding; DNA binding.
GUAAACUUCUUAUAUUGUAUUUCUCUAUCGUUGCGACAAAAUGUUCAGACCAAAUCUUUAGACAAGAUUUAAUUUUCACUUUUAAAAUCUGGCAGCGCUCGUAAAUUUUGCAAACGGCCGUCUAGGCUUUUUCAGUUUUAUUGACGGCAUUGACGGCGCAUUCAUUAUCCUGAAAUCAGAAGAACAAGUAAAUAUAUUUCGCCGGAAAGAAUUAAAAGUUAAAAUAUCCCUAUCGUGCCAAAUUUUUGAAAUGAUACUUAAUUGUUCUUAAAUUCGAAACUCGGCAUCAUAGUUUAAAAAGUUUAUUAGUAAACUCACUUGGCGGUAAUAACUUUUUUUUAUUUCGUAAAAUGGAGUUUGUUUGUUCAAGGAAUGUGCAUAUAAAAGACGAGCCGGAUGAUUACACUGAAAAUAUGGAGAAUAUAGAUGUAUUGGCGGACUCUGAUGAACACACCAUAGUGGAUGUAGAUCCAAUGAAUUUAUUGGAAGCACUAGCAGAGCGCAGUAGCGAUGACGGCCAAGAUCAAGCCAAUGUAACAACUACUAGCGAUGAUGGAGGUACGAUUGAUAAGUGGCAAGCAUGGAUAAAGACUUAUCCUUGGUUGCUGCGUAGACCAGAAGGCAAACGUUUAGGUUUCUGCCUUUACUGCGGUAAAAAUAUGACUGUGGAAGGGGCAUAUUAUUUACAAAGGCAUGAUGGAGCAUUGAUACACAAAGAGAGAAAACAAAAUUAUGAGGCAUUCUUACAUAGUUGCCGUGAAACAUUCAAUGAAGAUGGAUUGGUUGCUAUUAAAAAUGAAAUAGAUAUAGCAAAUGCUGAGCGCAUUUCAAUGGAAUUAAUUACGAAAAGGUUGGAAAGAUCUAAGGAGUUAAACGAUUUUAAUUGGAAUAAUUGGCUAUGUGAACAUAGUUGGUUAGAGCGGCCGAAUCACUACGAUGAUGUUAGUACCAAAGGAUUUUGCAAACUUUGCAAAUGUAUUUUCGAUGUAGAAUUUUCGGUCAACAGGCAGAGACACGAAAAUUCUAUUAAGCAUAAGCUAGGAGAGCAACUAAUUUUGGAUCAAGAAAAUGAUGAAAAUCCCAAUAAUACUGCAGAAAUAGCUGGAAAUAACUCCGAAAUAGCUAACGAAGACGGAGAUGAGGAGAACAUAAUCAGAAUAAACAACCAUCUUGCCAGCAAAAUUUUGAAAGGGCGCUUAUUCGAUAAAGUACCGAGUUCCAGUAGUCAACGCUGCUGCCGUGUUUGCAGGGUGACAAUGGAUAAACAUAGUUGCCGUAAGCAUUUAAAAACCAAGUUACAUCGGAAGAAUAUGCAGGCAUUAGCAAUUAGUGCCAGAAAGGAUAAGAAAUUUACUAUGUCUAAUAUGCCUAUUGACUGGAGCAAAUACACAAAAAUCCAUAGGUGGAUUUGUGCAGACCCAGAUGAUCCGAAGUUUGCAUACUGUAAGUACUGCGAGAAGCGAUUCAUGUAUGGAUUGUCAACUGUAAAAAGAGCUCUCCACGAAAAGUCGCAAUCCCAUUGUGAAGCUAUGAAACGCAAACUACCAAAUGGUAAUGAUGAGAGCAAUGCGGAUACCAACUGUGAAGAACAUGAUCGUACAGCAAAUGAAAGCACCUUGAAACGAAAGCGCACUAUGUUCACAGAUGAGUGGUUUGAAUUAAAUCCAUGCUAUGAGAGAAACGAACACGAUGAAAACUACAUUUACUGCAAAUGUUGUAAAGUACAGCUUUUGAUCAGAAACUUAAAUAUCUGCAAACACGAGAGAGCGGAACGUCAUAGAUUUUCUCAAAGCUCAUAUUUUGAAAACGCUAAGAAAGAAAAAUUAAUGGAUCAAAUGGAAGAUUUUAAGGAAAGGGUAGUUAGUUUCCCUUGGCUAAAACGUAUAAAGAACGGACAAACUUUUUGUAAAUUUUGUCGGAUAGUUCUUUCGAAUCAGUACAGGCCCGCCGUGCACGACCAAACUGAGCGACAUAAAUUAGCGACACAAAAAUACAUUGCACGGAAAAAUUCACAAAUGGAGGGGGUUGCUCAAGAGGAGUGUGGUAUUAGUGAGGACGAACUCAAGCCAAUCUUUGCUAAUGGUGACUGGCAGAAAAAAUAUGUGUGGCUGUCAUUUACCGAAAGCGAAUCGCGUGAACACUACGGUUACUGUACCUAUUGCAAACAAAGCGUUUUUGUGCCCACAGCAAAAUUCGCAUCGAAGCAUGAAUGCACUGCUUCACAUAUACGAGCGCAUUUAAUGCGCCAAAAUGAAACCGAACCAUCACAAAUUUCCAAAACGGAGGAUACUCAAAUCCAAAACAACAUCAGUUCAAAAUAUAAACUAUACAAAUGGCUUUUACCGGAUCCCGAAGGUCAUAGAAGUUUUGGCUAUUGUAAAUAUUGCAAAACUCGCGUAAUGACUGAAGGCUUAUUGGCAUUGGGACAUCACAACUCACGUAGCCAUCGAAAAGCAACAAGUAGCUAUUUACAGAAACAGAAUGGUGAAAUCUUAGAGGAGAACACUCAAAACACACUGGAAAAUGGAAAUCAUAAUCCAACACAUGCUACUAUGGAAGGUGGUAAUCUAGAUGAAUCUGGCUCGGAGGUUUCUUUAGCCACACGGCUGACCAAUGCUCAUACGGAAAUGCUUAGCUUGAUUCGCGAAAUGAAAGGUAAUAAAAUGCGACAAAAUUUGACAAUGCUUUCCGGACCCAUCUCAGCUGCAGCGUCCCUUUCACCCUCAGAUGCGGAUAUAUGCUAUUCGCGCGUUUCCGAACAACACAAUGGAAAGUUGGAAUUAAAUGUUUUGAGUCAAGCUAAGCGGGAGCGCAACACGUACGAUUUAUUCUUUGAAAGUAUGAAUGAAACAGUUAAAAGAUUACCAUUGGAUUUGGCUGCAGAGAGUCGAGUUAAAAUAAUGAAAAUCGUGUAUGAUUUGGAAAUGCGUGCGAUGCAACGUAAAAACCAAUCAGCCGCUAGUACAAGCUCAACACCAUUGUCAUCACGUUCAACAUUCGCCAUGAGAGAUCGUAGUACUUCUAAUCCAAAACCGAAUUCUGAUACAAUCAUUCCAGAUAAUAACGAGCUCAGUACAAGUCAAUGCAACGAACCAGACGAUGAACCAUAAUCAUGAUAUUUUUAGUUUCAAAAGUAAUUAAAUUUUUAUUUUGCAUAUCCGCACUACAACUGUUGAGGUAUAGAUUGUUCGGUAGAAUUAUUGUUUUUUUUUUAAGUCUUAGUGAUUAAUGUUUGCUCUCAAAAAACAUCAUGAAUUGAGUAUUUCGUUUCAGAUAUUUCAAUAAUUUGUGGUAUUAAAUAGUUUGUUGUGCUGUUUAUUCUCAGAAAUAUAUAUAUUAUUUCAAAGCUGGAACUUAAAACCAGUCUUGAAAAUUGCUAUUAAAAUGCAUUGGAAGUACAGGAAAGAAUAUACAUAAAUAUUUAUUAUAUUCGUAGUAGCAGCCCUCGGCAGUUGUUGUUGCUUCUUUAUCUUUUAAUUAAAAUUUUUACUUAACAAGAAUUUAAGUCUCAAUUCGUGCUUUUUUAUUAUCUCAUAUUAACAAAAAUCUAAACUUUUAUGAAAUAUUUUACGUACAAUGCUGUAAAU